CUGCCAUGGCCACCAAAACGCAGCCAUCUUUCCCCCCCUCAUAUGUAAGAACCCAAAUCCCCUCCUUCCAUUCCCAUCAUCUCCAUUGACGCACAGAAAGAGAACAAACAGAAUGGCAGCAGCAACAGCGCGGAGUAGUGGGCAGAGGGAAGGUGCAGAGUUGGUGUACGGAGCAGAGGAAUGCUACCGCCACUCUGUCGAGCUUCUCCAGGAGCUAGGGUUCCCCAAGGGAGUCCUCCCGCUGAAGGACCUGGUCGAGUGCGGCCGAGUCAGGGAGACCGGGUUCGUGUGGAUGAAGCUCAAGGCCCCUUACGACCACUUCUUCGAGGCCACCAACACACGUGUCAGCUACGCGGCGGAGGUGACGGCCUACGUGGAGAAGCUGAGGAUGAAGAAGAUGAGCGGGAUCAAGAGCAAGCAGAUGUUCCUCUGGGUCCCCAUCUCGGAGAUGAGCAUGGAGGAUGCUUCCAGCAAGAAGAUCACUUUCAAGACUCCCAUGGGGAUCGGCAAGUCUUUCCCCGUUUCGGCUUUUAUCACCGAUGAUGACGAUGGUGACGUGGCCGCGGUGGAGCAGAAAUCGGAGGAAACAAUCCACCUGGAAGGCUGAAGAUUUGUUUUGAUUUGCAGCUUUGUUGUUUGUGCUAGCUUUGGUUUCGGAUUGCAUCAUUUUUCAGACGCUUUUUGCUCUGUUUUCCUCUGUUUUGUUCUGUUUUGUGAGCAAUAAUUCGGACCUGAUCUCUUUUGUCACUCGAACGGCGUCGUAUCCGCUUACUUAGAACUUGUGAGUUGACUAUGCUUUCUGCUUUAGCGACUUUCCUUCGUCCCCAUUCCAGCCAGGCAGAGAACCAGUACAGUAGGGAAGGAAUAUCCCUAAAGUUUCAAGCUUUACCUACCCUCCAAUCCAUUGCUGCGACCCCCCCAAUGGCGAAAGCCUGCUGGGGUUCCUUGCCUGCUACAUUAUUCCCAAUCCGCAACCUCCGGUACUAUUCAAAACCAAUCGCAGCAAUCCAAACCGGCGCUCCGAUGGAUGAUCACAGUUCUCCUUCUCCUCCCCACCCUUCACUCGAAGUCAUCGGCGGCGGCCGGGAGCUAUUCCUCCCGGCCUUGAAGACGAUUCACCAACCCUACGAUGCUUACCCAAUCAUCGCCUCCAAUCGCCACGUGGAGACCAUCUUCGCCUCAUUCUUCCGCUCCACACCGGAAGUCAGAUUCAAGCGAGAGUGCCUCCGCACCAAGGACGACGGCGCCGUCGCUCUCGAUUGGGUUUCCGGCGACGAUCGCCAAUUACCUCCUGAAUCACCGGUUCUCAUUUUGCUGCCGGGUUUAACUGGAGGGAGUGGCGAUUCUUACGUGAGGCAUAUGCUGAUUAGAGCCAGAAGCAAAGGGUGGCGUGUUGUCGUUUUCAACAGCCGAGGCUGCGGAGAUAGCCCUGUCACUACUCCUCAGUUCUACUCGGCUUCGUUUUUAGGAGACAUUCGUGAAGUAGUAGCUCAUGUGGGUGGCAGAUAUCCCAAUUCCAAUUUGUAUGCGGUUGGUUGGUCUCUGGGCGCCAACAUUCUUGUCAAUUACUUGGCUCAGGAAUCUGAUGAGACAUGCCGCCUAAGUGGUGGCGUGUCCUUGUGCAAUCCUUUCAAUUUGGUGAUUGCAGAUGAGGACUUCAGAAAGGGCUUUAAUAAUAUCUAUGACAAAGCUCUUACAAAGUCCCUGCGCAGAAUUUUCAAGAAGCAUGCACCUCUGUUUGAAGAUAUGGGUGGUGAGUUCAACAUUGAGUUGGCUGCUAAUGCCAGGACAGUCAGAGAAUUCGAUGAUGGACUGACCCGAGUUUCAUUUGGUUUCAAGUCUGUCGAUGAUUACUACUCCAAUUCCAGCAGCUCGGAUUCCAUCAAGCAUGUUCGUACCCCUAUUCUUUGCAUCCAGGCUGCCAACGAUCCAAUUGCUCCUGCUAGGGGAAUACCUCGAGAAGAUAUCAGGGAAAAUCCCAACUGCUUGCUAAUCGUAACUCCAAAGGGCGGGCAUCUAGGUUGGGUUGCAGGUGCUGAUGCUCCAUUUGGAGCUCCGUGGACGGAUCCGAUAGUAAUGGAUUUCCUGGAACAUCUUCAGGGAGCUGGUUCAACUACAUCUCAAGUCCCUAUCUCCAUUGGUAACGUGCAGCAUCUAGAAGUGUAAGCGAAUUCUAGCUCAAAAUUUUAGACUCUUGUUAAUUGUUAUGUUGUAUACCAACAAGGUUAAUACGAUGUAAAUUCAAUUCUUUCAAUGGUGCAAAGACGCAUCAGAGGAAUUGAUCCAUUGGUGUGCAUAUGAUGGACAAUAUGUGUGUCUGUUGAAAACCAGAUGCUCUGGCGAAUUAGUACCUGCAGGCUGGAAGCUAUUUCCAGAAGUGGAAAUAGCAAUAAUAUAGCUUGAUUUAUGUGUUUGGCAGUUCAUUCAGUUGUAACUUCCUUAAAAAUUGCAGCU
Messenger RNA from Linum tenue, 2454 nucleotides. The record is from the annotation of a GenBank genome assembly. Lineage: Eukaryota; Viridiplantae; Streptophyta; Magnoliopsida; Malpighiales; Linaceae.